Molecule: messenger RNA, 4956 nt
Organism: Hypanus sabinus (Atlantic stingray)
Lineage: Eukaryota; Metazoa; Chordata; Chondrichthyes; Myliobatiformes; Dasyatidae
Product: protease-associated domain-containing protein 1-like
Exons: 5
Coding region: 50-616 (188 amino acids)
Source: RefSeq, a predicted model, not a curated record
CCGAUUCCGGGAGGUGGGCGGCUGAUUGACAGGCGCUGAAGGCCGGACGAUGAGGUCGCCGUUGUGGCCCCGAGCGUCGGCUGCGGUGCUGCUCCUGCAGAUGCUGGCAGCGGCGGGCUUGGGAGUCAAUGAAUAUUUAUAUUUUCAAGUCCUGAGCCCUGCAGAUAUUCGCUACAUCUUUCAGACCAACCUGGCCAAAGACUUUGGGGGAAUCUUUCACACCAGAUACGAGCAGAUUUACCUGGUUCCCGCAGACCCUCCGCAAGCCUGCGGUGACCUGAACAACGGAGCUUUUAUCCAGGAUCAGAUUGCCUUGGUUGAGCGAGGGGGUUGCUCCUUUCUCUCCAAAGCCCGCAUUAUCCAGGAACACGGUGGCAGGGCAGUGAUCAUCUCGGACAAUGCUUUUGAGAAUGACAACUCCUACGUUGACAUGGUGCAGGACGGGACAAACCAGGAGAGCGAAAUCCCUGCUCUCUUCCUUCUUGGGAAGGAUGGGUAUAUGAUCCGCCGAUCGCUGGAGGUCCACGGGCUGCCUUGGGCUGUCAUCUCUAUCCCCGUCAACGUGAGUGGCGUCCCGACCUUCCACCUGAAGCAGCCACCUUGGACUCUGUGGUGAGGAGACGGCGCCUGAAGGACUUCUGGCCGGAUCAAAUGAACACUUUGUGAUGCUCGUGGUUUGGUGUUGUACUAAAUCAUCUCCUCACUGGAUUCCACACCCUGACCCCCUCAGCCUCUUCCCGCAGGUUCCAGAGUGAUGCUGCUGCCCAGUCAGUGGAGGAACUCAGUAGGUCAGGCAGCAUCUGUGGAGGGAGAUAAACAAUUUACAUUUUGGGCCAAGACCCUUUAUCGGGACUGGAAAGGAACUAGAAUAAGGAGGUGGGUGUACCAACUGGCAGGUAAUAUGUGAGACUGGGUGGGUGGGGUGGGAUGAAGUGAGAAGGUGGGAGGGGUACAAGCUGGCAGGUGAUUGGUGAGACCAGGUGACUGACUGGGUGGGAUGAAGUGAGAAGGUGGGGGAAGGUUAUGGUGAGAAAGGUAAAGGGCUGGAGAAGGAGGAAUCUGAUAGGAGAGGAGAGUGGACCAUGGGAGAAAGGGAACCAGAAUGGGAAAUGGAAAAAGAGAGAAGGGAGAGUUGGGAGAAAUUACCAGAAGUUCGAGUCAUCGAUGUUCUUGCCGUCAGGUUGAAGGCCAGCCAGAAGGAAUUGUUCCCCCAGCCCGAGAGUGAGCUCAUUGUGACAGUAGAGCAGGCCGUGGACUGACAUGUCAGACUGGGAAUUAGGAUUGGAAUUAAAAUGGUUGACCACAGGGAAAUCCUCCCUGACACUGACGGAGUGAAAGCGAUUAACACCAAGCUGCGUCAGGUCUCUCCGGUCUAGAGCAGGCUGAACUGGGAGUGCAGAUACAGUGGGUGACCCCUGACAGACUCAUAGGUGUUAGAGGAGGAGUCCAUGAAAGAAAGGGAAAUUGCGAACCAGAGGAAGGUGAUGGGUAGUUUGGGGGGGGGGGGGUGAGAUGGGAAUCAGAAUGGGGAAUUGAAAAGAGAGAAGCUGGGGGGGUGGGAAGAAAUUACUGGAAGUUAAGGAUUCUGUGGUGGUGAUGGAGGGACAGGGGUAGUCCUUAUCCCAUUUGCCGGGGAAAGUGACAGGAGCAAUGAGUGGACAAGGGAGACGUGGAUCGAGGGGAAUAUGAGGUAAAGAAGCGUUUUAUGGUAGGAUCCCAUUGGAGAGGGCGGACGUUAUGGAGAAUGAUGUGCUGGAUGUGGAGGGUCAUGGGGUGGUAGGUUAGGGACAGUGAGGACUCUAUCCUGUUAAGGUAGCACCUCUGACCCAUGGGUUGAGCCGACAAUGGAAGCUCUUGUGACCUAGGGGAAGUAGGACUGCUCAUCCCUGCAGAGCUGGCUCCGCAAAUAGCCAUGGGGAGCUAUGGAGAGGCAGGCAGGGUGAGGGGCAGUACCACCCCUGAUAGGAGCACUUCCUUACCUGCCCAGUAACUCCCGUUCAAUCUCCACCAACAAUGCUGUCCUUGAAACAGCGUGGACUUCCCCUGGUUCCUUCCCACAGCCCACGAUAUGUGGGUGUGUAGGUUAAUUGGCUGCUGCGUGGAUGAGAUGGGGAGAAUGAAGGGGGAAUCUGGUUGAAGCUCAGUGUGGGCUCAAUGGGCUGAAAGGGUCUAACGUUCAAAUCCAGCACGACAGCUGAGGAAGUUCAACUUCACAUGAACAAGGAAUUUCAUUGCACCUGGCUGCAUCUGACAAUAAAUCAAACAAAUAAAUACAUCUUUGCGUUAAAAUGAAAGCCAAUCUUGACCAAUAGAUGGUAGAAAAACAAUGGGUUAUAUGGGAGGGGUUAGACUGAGCUUGGACUGGACAACCUUGUGGGCUGAUGUGAGAGCAAAUGUUUCUUUGUAGGGUGGUGGGUGUGUGACAGACAGACAGACAGACUUUAUUGAUCCCGAGGGAAAUUGGGUUUCGUUACAGCCGCGCCAACCAAGAAUAGUUUAGAAAUAUAGCAAUAUAAAACCAUAAAUAAUUAAAUAAUAUUAAGUUAAUCAUGCCUGAUGGAAAUAAGUCCAGGACCAGCCUAUUGGCUCAGGGUGUCUGACACUCCGAGGGAGGAGUUGUAAAGUUUGAUGGCCACAGGCAGGAAUGACUUCCUAUGGCGCUCAGUGUUACAUCUCAGUGGAAUGAGUCUCUGACUGAAUGUACUCCUGUGCCUAACCAGUACAUUAUGGAGUGGAUGGGAGUCAUUGUCCAAGAUGGCAUGCAACUUGGACAGCAUCCUCUUUUCAGGCACCACCAUUAGAGAUUCCAGUAUCACCCUACAACAUUACUGGCCUUACGAAUGAGUUUGUUGAUUCUAUUGAUGUCUGCUACCCUCAGCCUGCUGCCCCAGCACACAUGAUAGCACUGGCCACCACAGACUUGUAGAACAUCCUCAGCAUCGUCCGGCAGAUGUUAAAGGACCUCAGUCUCCUCAGGAAACAGAGACGGCUCUGACCCUUCUUGUAGACAGCCUCAGUGUUCUUUGACCAGUCCAGUUUAUUGUCAAUUCAUAUCCCCAGGUAUUUGUAAUCCUCCACCAUGUCCACACUGACCCCUUGGAUGGAAACAGGGGUCACCGGUGCCUUAGCCCUCCUCAGGUCCACCACCAGCUCCUUAGUCUUUUUCACAUUAAGCUGCAGAUGAUUCUGCUCGCACCAUGUGACAAAGUUUCCCACCGUAGCCCUGUACUCAGCCUCAUCUCCCUUGCUGAUGCAUCUGACUAUGGCAGAGUCAUCAGAAAACUUCUGAAGAUGGCAAGACUCUGUGUUGUAGUUGAGGUCCAAGGUGUAGAUGGUGAAGAGAAAGGGAGACAGGACAGUCCCCUGUGGAGCCCCAAUGCUGCUGACCACUCUGUCUGACACACAGUGUUGCAAGCGUGGUCUGCCAGUCAGGUAAUCAAUAAUCCAUAACACCAGGGAAGCAUCCACCUGUAUCACUGUCAGCUUCUCACCUAGCAGAGCGGGGUGGAUGGUGUUGAACGCACUGGAGAAGUCAAAAAACAUGACCCUCACAGUGCUCACCGCCUUGUCCAGGUAAAUGAUGGCAUCCUCAACUCCUAGUUGGGGCUGAUAGGCGAACUGGAAGGGGUCUAAGUGUAGCCUAACCAUAGGCCGGAGCUGCUCUAGAACAAAUCUCUCCAGGGUCUUCAUGAUGUGGGAGGUCAAUGCCACUGGGGCGCGGUGUCUUUGGUACAGGGACGAGGCAGGACGUCUUCCACAGCACGGGAACCCUCUGGAGACUCAGGCUCAGGCUGAAGACGUGAUGAAGUACUCCACACAGCUGGGGGGCUCAGGCUUUGAGCACCCUGGGGCUGACACCGGACACUUCCGGGACUGCUGGUAGUGACAGAUACAUUAUGGACAUUGAAGAAAUUCUUAGAAAUGCAAAUGCAUGAUAGAAAAAGUAGAUGGGUAAAUGAGAGGGAAAGGUUAGUUUGAUCUCAGAGUAGGUUAAAAGGUCGGUACUGUUACAUAUGCGUGGAGCAGAAUGACGAGAGUUGUAUGAUUAAACAUUUUUAUUGAGCCAUGUUGGCCAUGGUACACACUGAAGAACUUUGUGAAGGAGUGAUGAACUGGCCCCACUGAGAUGAAAAUCAUGCACGCUUGAAAUUCCACGCAAGAGAGGGGCCUUUUGUGCAUAGGAGGCCCAGUUGAUUAACUGUGUGAUCAAUUGGCCACAUACAGCAUUGUUCUGAGAUGGUUCAGGCACAACGUGGUCUGUACUGUUGUGUUCCAUAUCAUCGAUCGUCACCUGCUUUAGACUCUCCUCUGGUCUACUGGUGGCUUCAGGAGAAACCUUCCAACCCAGUCUGGGUUAGAUGUAGAACUAGGCCAUUCAGCCCACCAAGUCUGCUCUCCCAUUCCAUCAUGGCUGAUUUAUUUUCCCUCUCAACCUCAUCCUCCUGCCUUCUCCCAGUAAUCAAGAACAUCAAUCUCUGCUUUAAAUAUACUCAGUGACUUGGCCUUCACUGUCGCCUGUGGCAUUGAGUUUCAGAUUCACCACCCUCUAGCUACAGAAAUUCCUCAUCUCAAUGCUAAACAGGCACCCCUCCCCUCUGGUCCUAGACUCCCCCCGAAAGGAAAUAUCCUCUCCACACUCAAUCUAUCUAGGCCUUUUAAUAUGCAAAUCUUAGAUCUCCCCCUACCCCCAUUCUUGUAAACUUCAGUGAUAGGAAGAGUUUUGGGGGUGAGAGAGAGAGUGCAUGUGCAGGGGGGGAGGAGGGUGGGAGGGAGAGAACCCUUUAUCGAGUGAACUAGGUGCACAUCACUAGUUUGGGACAAUGAUUGAUAUCGUCUGCUGCUUUAUCACUAACCUAGUGAUGGUCCAACUAAUCAACGCUAUGUCUGUCGUAAUCAAUGUGUUUAUAUAGAGUCUCUUUCUCUCCACUUUAUGUAACAUAAAAAUAUUCAAUUUUC